Molecule: messenger RNA, 870 nt
Organism: Miscanthus lutarioriparius
Lineage: Eukaryota; Viridiplantae; Streptophyta; Magnoliopsida; Poales; Poaceae
Source: the annotation of a GenBank genome assembly
AUGGACGCCGCGCCGGUGCUGAAGCGGAAGGGCGAGGAGGCGCUCGAGGCGUGGCUGCUCGGCGGGGUCCCCGUCCCCGCCACCAAAAUCCGCCGACUCGACGCCGAUGUGCCGGCUGUCGAGGCCGCGGUGGGUGUGCCGCUUGUUGAGCCCGGCGUGAGCGUGACGCCGCAGCCUUUCGAUGUGGGGGACUUGCCGAUGAGCAGCGACAUGGCUGCGCUGGCCGCAGUGAUUGGCGUGGCUGCGCCGGCGGUGAACGAUGAGCGGGCGAUCGUGGUGUACCAGCCUGCCGAGGCCGCACGCAACCUCCUGCAUGGUCCACUCCGCCCGGGGGCUUCUCUCCAGCGUCAGCCCCGACUGGAUCCAUGGGCUCAAGAAUUGAUGCAUCCUGCAGGCACCAUGCUGCAAGAGGUGAGCAACUACAGGGCUCUGUUCGAGGAGAUGGCCGCCGGGGACGAGAAUCUAAGCCUGGCCAUGGUCCCGUGGGCGCCCGCCAAGGCCCAUGCCCAUGCCGCCUCCAGCUCCACAUCGGUGGGCGCGAAAAUGAUGGACGCUGAUCAGGACGGAGACGGCACAUCCAUGGAGAUCGAGCACGGCAUGGAGGGCCAGACCACGCCCCCAGCGUUCUCCGGAGUGACAUGUGGCGCGGCGCGCCUGGCCAGCCUUAACAACACGCACCUUAACAAGACGCAUACCAUCACCUGGGAGUUCAAGAAGAAGCAGGAGGAAGCGGGAGCGCAAGGCGGCGACGGUGAGGGCAGUGUUGCACGACAGAAGAGCAGCGACGACGAGGGCAGUGCUGCACGGCAGAAGAGCAGCGACGACAAGGGGAAUGCCUCAAUGCAUGAUGCUUUAUCUAUAAUAUCUUGA